This is a messenger RNA of Aureobasidium musti, 2277 nucleotides long. Lineage: Eukaryota; Fungi; Ascomycota; Dothideomycetes; Dothideales; Saccotheciaceae. The record is from the annotation of a GenBank genome assembly.
AUGGAUCAACCGGAGACGUCUGAGCAGCGUGCCGUACAUGUAACACCUCAUGAUGGGUCUAUCAUCCUGCGCCAGAACGCAUAUGCCGACAUGAGACCGUUCAUCGAGCAACUCUGGGAAGACCGCCGCUCCAUGUGCUGCAACAUCUAUCUCGACCAGUUCCCACGCGGCACCAACGGAAAAGGCGCCACUAAGGAAGAAGAGGAUGCCUUCCUGCUCCAAUACUUCUCCGAACGUGAGUUCCUCCUUCAGGGUGGUCGAUUUCUGAAACAAGUUCUCUACGCCAUCGCCAAGUUCAACGAAGACAGCGUCCUCACUCAUGCCGAGAAGUGGUGGAGAGAGUACAACUUCUGCGCCAGCUCUGGGAUGGAUCCUAUUCAGAUAAGACAGAUUCUUGACUUGCGCCAAGCAACCAACUUUCCUGCUUCAUUCUUGGAACGCGUCGUUCUGCUCAUCAGUGAUGGCUUUAGACGCCUCUAUGGCCCACAGGAUCAGCGAUCUACUGACGUCGCCGAGCCUACUGAGAGAAACGUGGCAACCACUACCCAUCGACACCACUACCAACAGCAGCACAGGCACAGAGCUGUCUCGGUUCAUGACGAUGUCCAUGUUAGACACGGCACUUCGCUUCUUCAUAGCCAGCCUCACAGUGGUCGUCCGCGCCAGUCCCAUAAGCAAGAACACUAUGGACGUAACCGUCGUCCAUCUGGCAACGGCUUCCCUGACUUUGAUGCCAACCAUGGAUUUGUCAAUCAGCCUUACAUGCUAGCUGGUCCCCCAAUGGAUGGUCCUCUUUCUGGCUACUAUUCGCCUCCUAUGUAUGCACAUACUGCUGAACCACGCAUGCCUCCUGAUCUCCUUGGACAUGCGUACUAUCCUGACAAUAUUCUGCAUCAAAGCAAUGCCUCCUUUAGUCAGCGCCCUCGUCAGAGAUUGGUUGAUCCGCACUCAUUCGAACGCUUCAGCGAAGAGCGAGCUAGAGAAAACCGCUCGUUUUCUGAUGUAGCUGCAGACGAUCGAGAAGAUGCUGCACCCACUGGGAACAAUACCGCGUUACCGUCCUUAUCUGAGGAUAGUCCUAUCGACAAGGAAUACGGCAAGCAGGAUAGCUCGCCAAAGACGACUGAAGAUGACAGUUUCCAGACCGCCGCCGAGACUCCCGCUGAUGUCCCUGAUGAUGCCCCUGACGAUGUCCCUGACAAUAACCCUGUCGAUGCGCCUGUUGAUGCCCUCGGCGAUACCCCUGUCGAGACCUCUCUCUCAAUGGCGCUUACCGAUCAGGAAGUGGGCGGUCAAAAGGCAGAGUCGUUUCCACAUUCUCCUACUACUACCACUGAGAGCGGAGACACCACAAGCGUUGCUGCCAUUGGCCAGCAAUUGUCUACAGGUAUCCAUGCAUCUCAAGUCACAGCCUCAAAGCCAGGUCCGAAACAGACUGAGUCCUUUAGUCCUUUUGCACGUCAGGCAAAGACGAAGAAGGACUCGAAGCAGAGAUCCGGAAAGUCGAAGAGCAAGCCUAAGUCAGACCUGGUGAACCCGAAGCAAUCUAAGGCCGAUACCCCAGUGGACACAGAAGCUCACGAAAAGGAUACCGACGUCCAGAAUCCUGUCAGUGCAAGCAUUGCAAGCCCUUCGUCAGACAUCCGCAGAGAGCAGGGUGAGAACGAAGAUGUGGACAGAUCGACGUCAGCUACCGAAAGCGCCGAGCAUGCAGAGCUCAGCAACCUCCAAACGCAAGACAACGAUCCGACAAAGAACCACACCGAGUCGGCUACGCCACAAACGCGUUCGACGCUGUCGUCGGUAACCGCACUUCUCAGUGGGGCUCUGAGUAGUAUGAGUUCGAACAAGGCGAAGAAGGGAGACGAUAGCUCCACAGCCUCCCUACAGAAUGAAGUUCCUGCUACAGCACCCAAGAAGAAGAAGUCAAAGAAGACCAAGAAGAAGAAGAAGGCUAAGACUGCCACUCAAGCUCCAGAUGGUGAUUCUAGCGAGACCCUUGCCAAUGAGACACCAGUCGGAUCCCCUCCUUCGAACAAGAUGUAUUCCUUGCGUGACAACACCAACAUCCUCGACAAUCGCCUGUCGAGUCUGAACAUCAGAGAAGGCUCGAUCGUUGAGCUUCACGAGAACACGAUCGGCUAUCGCACCAGUCUUCCUGACCAGCAACAAGAGAACCUCUCAUCUAAGAACAACGAAUUGGUUGAGCAAUCGAGACGCAAGACUCAGGAGAUGUACGAACAAGAGAAGCUGCUGAAGACGCAGAGAAAGCGGUAG